Chinchilla lanigera (long-tailed chinchilla) is the source of this 3791-nucleotide messenger RNA. RefSeq names its product lipase, hormone-sensitive (gene Lipe). Gene Ontology annotation, biological process: triglyceride catabolic process; cholesterol metabolic process. Gene Ontology annotation, molecular function: triacylglycerol lipase activity; sterol ester esterase activity. The transcript is spliced from 10 exons. Gene Ontology annotation, cellular component: cytosol. Lineage: Eukaryota; Metazoa; Chordata; Mammalia; Rodentia; Chinchillidae. The coding region runs from base 212 to 3385 and encodes 1057 amino acids. The record is from RefSeq and is a predicted model, not a curated record.
CUCCAGUCCUAGCCCCUCCCCCAAAGGAGGAGUCACAGAGGGCAUUAGUUGGCACAGGGGUGGGAGGGCAACAGGGAUCAACCCACCAGCCAGCUGCCUUAAAAAGAAAGACCAGGGGGUGCCAGGAUGAAGGACUAGACCCCAGAGGGAGGUGACAUUACAAGACAUCUGUGAAGAGGGAGGUGUGGGGUGAGGUUGGGGGCUCAGAAGGAUGGAGCCUGUGACAUCAACAUCUGCCCUAAAGGAAAUGGCAACAGUGGAACCAGAUUCUAAGUCAGUGUCCAGGCCAGACCAGGAACCCGAGCUGGACCAGAGACCGAUAAUCCAACCAGAGCCUGGGUCAAAAAAAAGUCCCACAGUCCAGCCAGAAUGGAAACCUCAGCAGGAACCCAGCACCCAACAGGAAUUUGUAUCAGAGCAAAGACCCCUUACCCAGCAGAAGCCCUUCACUCAGUGUGAAGUGGAAUCACAGCAGGAACCUAGCACCCAGCAAAAAUCUGCAUUGUAUCAGGAAUGUCCUACCCCAAAGCAAUUACCCGACACCCAAAGGGAGCACUUCAAUCAGCACGAAGCUGCCAUACUUCAGGGACCUGGGGCAGAAAAAGUGUCUACAACUCAACAAGAAUCAGAACUGAGACAGGGAGAUGUAGCCCAGCCAGAACCCAUGCCAGCAGAGCUAUCUCUUGGUCAAAACGCUGAAUUAGCAUCUACAGUCCAGGGACUAUCUGGACCCAAAGAAGAACCACCUGCUCAGAUAGAGUCUACAUCCCCAAAGAGGCCUGAACAGUCAGACCCUAAGGCUCAAGAAACACUUCCAGCCCCGGAGGCCAAAUCCAAGGAGAAAACUUUAACAGAGUGGAGAUUUCUAACAAAACUACACAAACUAUCCCUACAGCAAUCUGCCCAAGAGUGGAAGGCAUUUUUUGAAUGGGUCACAGAUUCAGAGUCAGAAACAAAUGCUAGGCCACCUUCAGAGAAAGAUGAAACAGUGGCCCUCCGAGUGAAGGUAGCCUCCAAAAGGAAAGCUGGCUACGACGCAAUGCCCGGAUGCAGUGGAAGGUCUCUACAGGGGAAGACCAGUGCCCAGGAUUACAAACGCCACCCAAACACAGCCUCCCGGCUCAUGCAUACCAUGGACCUGCGCACAAUGACACAGUCGCUGGUGACUCUGGCGGAAGACAACAUGGCCUUUUUCUCCAGCCAGGGCCCCGGGGAGACAGCACGGCGGCUGACAAGCGUUUUUGCAGGUGUGCGAGAGCAGGCACUGGGGCUGGAGCCAGCCCUGGUCCGCCUGCUGGGCGUGGCGCACCUCUUUGACCUGGACCCAGAGACGCCGGCCAAUGGGUACCGCAGCCUGGUGCACACAGCCCGCUGCUGCCUGGCACACCUGCUCCACAAAUCCCGCUAUGUGGCCUCCAACCGCCGCAGCAUCUUCUUCCGAGCCAGCCACAACCUGGCGGAACUGGAGGCCUACCUGGCUGCCAUCACCCAGCUCCGCGCUCUGGCGUACUAUGCCCAGCACCUGCUGGCCACCAACCGGCCAGGGGUGCUCUUCUUUGAGGGAGAUGAGGGGCUCACCGCUGAGUUCCUGAGCGAGUAUGUCACGCUGCAUAAAGGCUGCUUCUAUGGCCGCUGCCUGGGCUUCCAGUUCACGCCCGCCAUCCGACCAUUCCUGCAGACCAUCUCCAUCGGGCUGGUGUCCUUUGGGGAGCACUACAAACGCAACGAGACAGGCCUCGGUGUGACCGCCAGCUCACUCUUCACCAGUGGCCGCUUUGCCAUCGACCCGGAGCUUCGUGGGGCCGAAUUUGAGCGGGUCAUACAGAACCUGGACGUGCAUUUCUGGAAAGCCUUCUGGAAUAUCACAGAGAUCGAGGUGUUGUCGUCUCUGGCCAACAUGGCGUCAGCCACCGUGAAGGUCAGCCGUCUACUCAGCCUGCCCCCUGAGGCCUUUGAGAUGCCGCUGACCUCUGACCCCAGGCUCACAGUCACCAUCUCACCUCCCUUGGCCCACACCGGCCCUGGGCCUGUCCUCAUCAGGCUCAUCUCCUAUGAACUCCGUGAAGGACAGGACAGCGAGGCGCUCAGCAGUCUGGUGAAAUCCGAGGGCCCAUGGAACCUCGACCUGCGGCCCUGGCCCCAGCAUGCACCCCGCUCUCGGUCCCUGGUGGUGCACUUCCACGGUGGCGGCUUUGUAGCCCAGACCUCCAAAUCCCAUGAGCCCUACCUCAAGGGCUGGGCCCAGGAGCUGGGUGUCCCCAUCAUCUCCAUCGACUACUCCCUGGCCCCUGAGGCGCCCUUCCCCCGAGCGCUGGAGGAAUGCUUCUAUGCCUACUGCUGGGCCGUCAAGAACUGCGCCCUCCUCGGUUCAACAGGGGAGCAGAUAUGCCUUGCUGGGGACAGUGCAGGUGGGAAUCUCUGCUUCACCGUGUCCCUUCGAGCAGCGGCCUAUGGGGUACGGGUCCCUGAUGGCAUCAUGGCAGCCUACCCAGCCACAAUGCUGCAGACGGCCGCCUCUCCCUCCCGCCUUCUGAGCCUCAUGGACCCACUGCUGCCCCUCAGCGUGCUCUCCAAGUGUGUCACCGCCUAUGCAGGUGCAGAAACAGAGGACUACUCCAGCUCGGACCAGAAGGCCCUGGGCAUGAUGGGGAUAAUGAGGCGGGACACAUCCCUGCUCCUCAGAGACCUCCGCGUGGGCGCCUCCUCCUGGCUCAACUCCUUCCUGGAGCUGAGCGGGCACAAGUCCCAGAAGAAACCAGUGCCUGUCACAGAGUCAAUACGGCGAAGUGUGUCCGAGGCCGCACUGGCCCAGCUGGACAGCCCAGUGGGCACAGAUUCCCUGAAGGGCUGCUCCGAGUCGUCAGAUGUCGCCAAGAUGCCCGAGGUGUCACAGUCCCUGGAGACACUUGGUCCCUCCCAAGCCUCAGACGUCAACUUCUUUCUGCUGCCUGAGGAUGCACUAGAAGAAGCGGAGGCCAAAGAAGGGGUGAGCACCAGGGACACAGGCCCUAGCAACAGAGCCGCCUUCCCGGAAGGUUUCCAGCCGCGGCGCUCCAGCCAGGGUCCCACGCAUAUGCCCCUCUACUCGGCGCCCAUCGUCAAGAACCCGUUCAUGUCGCCGCUGCUGGCGCCCGACCACAUGCUCAAGACCCUGCCGCCUGUGCACAUCGUGGCUUGUGCGCUGGACCCCAUGCUGGACGACUCGGUCAUGUUCGCUCGGCGACUGCGCGCGCUGGGCCAGCCGGUGACGCUGCGCGUGGUGGAGGACCUGCCGCACGGCUUCCUGAGCCUGGCCUCGCUGUGCCGGGAGACGCGACAGGCCGCCCAGCUGUGCGUGGAGCGCAUCCGCCUCGUCCUCACUCCGCCCGCCGCGCCGCAGCCCUGAGGCGGCCCGGGCAGGGGCCGAGCUGUGCGGAGAUGGGAGCUCCGAGGGGGCGACACUAAAGACCUUUCGUUCGCAUCUGCACCGCCUCGGUGGUAAAUGUGACCAGGGCCAGGCCCCGCUCCGUCUGGUCUGGUCUGGCGGGGCGGGAGGGCGCGGGAGGGCGGGCUGUGCCUUAAAUCGGGGGACCACGAGGGGGUGGGACAGGGGCCCGGUGCUGAAACCUGGCCCCGGGAGAAUGAGACCGGGCCGGGGAGGAGGGUGCGCACAUGCCACCGCCACCGCCGGUCCCCAGACCUGCACUCCACCACUGCCUUCUACUGCUACUGCUGCUGCGACCGACCCACCAUUGCAAGUCGGUUUCUUUUUUUGUAAAUAAAAGUAUUUAAUUGGUUUGGCCUCUCUCAAA